Messenger RNA from Gloeophyllum trabeum ATCC 11539, 657 nucleotides. RefSeq lists its product as uncharacterized. Bases 1 to 657 code for a protein of 218 amino acids. NCBI's taxonomy places the organism in Eukaryota, Fungi, Basidiomycota, Agaricomycetes, Gloeophyllales, Gloeophyllaceae. Gene Ontology annotation, molecular function: protein binding. The transcript is spliced from 5 exons. The record is from RefSeq and is a predicted model, not a curated record.
AUGUCGCCCGGUCACGGCGCAUUCACCGAACUGCCCGUCGAGGUCAUUACAUUGAUCCUUGUUCAUGUUGACUACAGGAUGCUUCUAAUCUGCAAAGAAGUCUGUCAUUUCCUGCGAAGCAUAAUCAACAAUGAUCAGCUUUUGAGCUACCGCAUCGACCUAGCAGCUGCUAAUAUGGAAGAUGGCUGGGAUAACCUGAAGGGCCUCUCAGAGUCGCAAAAUCAACGCUGGCUGGCACCUCUACCUGGGAAUACAUGGUUGAGUGCCUGGGAAGUACAGGCAGGGAUUCUAGGUCGGAGCUACCAUGCUGAAGACGGGACCUAUGGCGUGGUUUUUGAUCAACUGCCUGCGAUCGCGAGAAAUAUCCCUCAUCGUCAAUGGCACAUUGGAACCGUCGGCCACAACCUCGCGGUUUUCACUAUGGAACCAUCAGAAGACCUGCUUGCUACUGUGCAUCAUGAUGGAGGUCCCCACCCCUCUGCUGCGCUUCCUGUGCUGAAUCUUGAUAUAUUUCACACCUUCCAUCAAGACUUCACGGUCAAGAUCUCUGGAGAUUUCAUCGGCGUUUCCGCCGGCAGGUGGUCUGAGUUUAUAUUGUGGAGCUGGAAGACUUCAACCAUCGUCGGGGUCGCCUCGCAGAUGGGUUCAUUUUAUUAG